Molecule: messenger RNA, 2070 nt
Organism: Raphanus sativus (radish)
Lineage: Eukaryota; Viridiplantae; Streptophyta; Magnoliopsida; Brassicales; Brassicaceae
Product: pentatricopeptide repeat-containing protein At4g21065
Exons: 1
Coding region: 282-2036 (584 amino acids)
Biological process (GO): RNA modification
Molecular function (GO): zinc ion binding; RNA binding; protein binding
Source: RefSeq, a predicted model, not a curated record
AUACGUCACUUUUUGAGCCAGGAAGCAAAAACCAGAGCAAACAUAAGAGCUUAACAAACAAUGAGUCAGCAAUCAAAACUCUUUCGCUUGAUUAAUCUAUAAAGGAUGCAUCUUUCUUCGGACAGAACAUAGCGGCGGCUGUCGAAGUUGCUUGAAGACACUGAGAAACAAGGGUUCUAGGUGGAAAGUUUAACAUCUUUUUAUAUAAUAAAACAAUUGACGAUAAUGCCCACGCGAAACAGAGCUCAGAAACCUCUGUUCUUCUCCUCCUACUACUUCCAAUGUUAGACAAAUGCAUAACUCUCUUGCAAAGCUACGGCCUUUCAUCGCUCAAGAAACUCAAACAAGUCCACGCCUUUUCAAUCCGCCACGGUGUCUCAAUCACCAACCCCGAGAUGGGUAAACACCUCGUGUUCUACCUCGUCUCUCUCCCUCCUCCACCUCCACCUCCCAUGUCCUACGCCCGAAAGAUCUUCUCCGCGAUAGAGAAACCCAUCAACGUCUUUAUCUGGAACACGUUGAUCAGAGGCUACAACGAGACUGGCGACUCCGUCUCUGCUCUUUCUCUCUACAGAGAGAUGCGAGUCUCUGGUUUCGUCGAGCCGGAUACUCACACUUACCCGUUUCUUCUCAAGGCCGUGGCGAAGAUGGCGGAUGUUCGGUUGGGAGAGACGAUUCAUUCGGUUGUGAUACGAAGUGGGUUUGGUUCGUUGAUCUUCGCUCAGAACUCUCUGCUUCAUUUGUACUCUAACUGUGGUGAUGUUGGUAAUGCGUAUAAGGUGUUCGAUGAAAUGCCUGUGAAGGAUCUCGUCGCUUGGAACUCUGUGAUUAAUGGGUUUGCGGAAAACGGUAAACCGAACGAGGCGUUGGGCCUGUAUAGUGAGAUGGGUUCUAAGGGGAUUAAGCCUGAUGGGUUCACUAUUGUUGGUUUGUUGUCUGCUUGUGCAAAGAUUGGUGCUUUGGCGUUGGGUAAGAGAGUUCAUGUCUAUAUGAUCAAAGUGGGUUUGACAGGAAACUUACAUUCCAACAAUGUGCUUUUGGACUUCUACUCGAGAUGUGGGAGAGUUGCAGAAGCCAGAACGCUUUUUAGUGAGAUGGUGGACAAGAACAGUGUCUCUUGGACUUCAUUGAUCGUUGGUUUAGCUGUUAACGGUUUCGGAAAAGAAGCCAUUGAGCUUUUCAAGGAUAUGGAGUCAAAGGAAGGGUUGUUACCGUGUGAGAUCACCUUCGUGGGGAUCUUAUACGCUUGUAGCCAUUGCGGGAUGGUGGAUGAAGGUUUUGAGUAUUUCAGGAGAAUGAGAGAGGAGUACAAGAUCGAGCCUAGGAUCGAACAUUUUGGUUGUAUGGUCGAUCUGUUAGCUAGAGCUGGAGAAGUUAAGAAAGCGUAUGAAUACAUUACAAAAAUGCCAAUGCAGCCGAAUGUUGUUAUAUGGAGAACAUUGUUAGGAGCUUGCACUGUUCAUGGUGAUUCUGAUUUAGCAGAGUUGGCUAGAAUCAAGAUCUUACAGCUAGAACCAAACCACAGCGGAGACUACGUCCUCUUGUCGAAUAUGUAUGCGUCCGAGCAGCGUUGGUCCGACGUGCAGAAGAUAAGGAGACAGAUGUUAGAAGACGGUGUAAGAAAAGUUCCCGGUCACAGCUUAGUAGAAGUAGGAAACAGAGUUCAUGAGUUUCUGAUGGGAGAUAAGUCUCAUCCACAAAGCGAGUUGAUAUACGCUAAGCUCAAGGAGAUGAGUGAUAGGCUGAGACUAGAAGGUUACGUGCCGCAGAUAGCUAACGUUUACGUUGAUGUUGAGGAGGAAGAGAAGGAAAGCGCUCUUGUGUAUCACAGUGAGAAGAUUGCUAUUGCGUUCAUGCUUAUUAGUACACCGGAGAGGUCACCGAUUAGGGUGGUGAAGAAUCUUAGAGUUUGUGCGGAUUGUCAUAUGGCGAUUAAGCUUGUGUCUAAGGUUUAUGGUCGAGAGAUUGUUGUGAGAGAUCGUAGCAGGUUUCAUCAUUUUAAAGAUGGUUCUUGUUCUUGUCGAGACUACUGGUAAUGUAGAAAAUAAAAUGAUAUGUUUUCAACGCAAA